This is a messenger RNA of Mycena citricolor, 1680 nucleotides long. NCBI's taxonomy places the organism in Eukaryota, Fungi, Basidiomycota, Agaricomycetes, Agaricales, Mycenaceae. The record is from the annotation of a GenBank genome assembly.
AUGUACGCUGCGGACGAGCCUGAGAAUCCACACCCCCUAUUCAAACACGAAGUAUCUCUCAAAGGACCAAAGGGCAAACGCGUGCGAGGCAUCGCACUUUUUGACGGAGCGGCAGGAGCUGGAGUGCUGGAUAGCACAUGGUUUGCGGCGAGGAAACACCGGCUAGGCAAGAUCUUGGCACCACGGAAACGGCUGAGGAUGGCGAAUGGUGCCGUGAUACCAUCGUCAGCACAUUGGGAAGGGCCCAUCGACGUCGGCGGAGUCGUGAUAAGAGCGGAGUUCGAGGUGAUUGACUCGGGUGGCGCAUGGAACAUCCUACUAGGGAAACCGCUGCUCCGGGCUCUGCGAGCAGUCCAGGACUUCAGGAACAACACCGUCUUAGUCGCGGAUGAGCUGCAGGAACAGCUGUUACACAAUACGGUGGGCGGCAAACGUCCAGUUCCAAAAGUAUCGCGAGGGGGAUGGCGAGAGCCGAGGCGAGAGGCCUCUGUGGGGGACGUGUUGUCCGCAACCUCCCCCCCGAGGCGAGUACAAACCAAUGCCUCGAUCAUACAAGACAAGACUGAUGUCGUUGCGAGUAACCGGACCAGACAAAGAAUAGGCGAUGACGGAGAUGCCAAUGACAGGAUACAAGAUGGGGAGAAGGACAGAAGAGGGGGAAAAGAGCCUACGGCGUCGCGUGUGAACACAACGGGGGAUGUAUUGUCCGCAAUCUCCCCCGCGAGGCGAGUACUGCUUGACGUCCUCCCCCGAUGGUGGGUUACUAACUACCCCACUUACGGUGACACCAAGGGCCGCCGGAGGAACGAGCACGCCAAGGAAGACCAGAGAAACGUACACGUGUCCGAGGCGCAUGUGGCCUUCAAGGGGGUUGAGUCGUGCGCGAUCACCCCCGCGAGGCGAGUCCAGAUGACCCCUGCUUCCGAGACCAAUACUGACGUGUUCGCGAUGGAAACGCACACGGACCGCGGGAGCCUUUUCACACGCCUCACAGAGCCGUUCAAGGCCGAGCGCGUCCAGCGAAUCGUCGCCCUCGUAGAACUCGGCCCGGACAUAUCGGCGGAGGAGAGAGAGACUGUGAGGGCACUGGUUGCAGAAUACGCGGACAUCUUCGCACUCGCAGUCAGCGAAGUGAAGGUGGUGCCAGGGCGGAAGUACUUGCCUAGGAUCCCCGACGGACACGACUUUGGGACUAAAACCGUCAACCAGCAACCAAUGUCACUGCCGCAGCUGGCGUUCCUCACGAAGCAGGUCGAUGAGUUGGUUGCCGCUGGCAUCCUUCGUCGCAUCGACGCUAAGGAUGUGAGGUGUGUCAGCCCAAUCACAAUGGCACCGAAGGACCAACCGGAGGGGAUCUGCAUGGCCGAGCUACUCCACCAGUUGAACAACCAGUGUGUCGCGGCAGGAUUACCGGGGCUGCGAGACAUCCCCGCCCGACCAGACCAGUCGCACGCCACCCAGCCGAAGAAGCCAGUUCGCUGGCGGGUUUGCCAUAACUUUGCCGAGAUCAACAGGGUGUGCAAGGUCGUCCCGUUUCCGCAAGGUGACAUCCGAGACAAACAGCGCCGAUUGGCUGGUCACCGCUAUGUUUCGACAUUCGACUUCGCGUCGUUCCUGCCGCUCACUUCGCUGGACUUGGCUGCGAAGAUAGUUGGGACGCCGAGCACAUCCGAUGCCUGA